Messenger RNA from Malaya genurostris, 8132 nucleotides. Its product is annotated as thioester-containing protein 1 allele R1-like. Gene Ontology annotation, molecular function: endopeptidase inhibitor activity. Gene Ontology annotation, cellular component: extracellular region. Bases 15 to 4016 code for a protein of 1333 amino acids. The transcript is spliced from 10 exons. The record is from RefSeq and is a predicted model, not a curated record. NCBI's taxonomy places the organism in Eukaryota, Metazoa, Arthropoda, Insecta, Diptera, Culicidae.
UCGAAAAAGUUACGAUGAAGAGCAGCCUUUGGGUUGUUUGCUUGUUUCUAUUAUUUAUUCAUGGCGAUGCCGUUCUCGGUGCCGGAAACUACAUAAUAGUGGCUCCGAGUUAUAUCCAGCCAAAUCUGUCUUAUCGGCUAUCGAUAUUAACGUUCGCCCUCGAUGAUCCUCCAAAACUGCAUCUUUCGAUCGAAGGAUUCUCGGAUAGUGGCGAGGAACUUACAGUCGAACAGAGCCUUCAACUCAAGUCAGACGAAAUGCGACUAGUGAAUUUUAAUACUACAGCUGUACCACCUGGAAGUUACAAUUUGAAGAUUCAGUCACUAUCCGGGUACAAAAUCGUUCGAGAUUAUCCACUCAAAUUCCAACUCGUAACGGAUUUGAUUCUAAUUCAAAUGGAUAAACCAAUCUACAGACCAGGCAAUACGGUAAAGUUCCGAAUUCUAGUGGUAGAUCAACAAAUGAAGCCAACGAGGUCAAUCCAAUCGAUUCAUGUAACUGUGUUUGACCCGGAAGAAAAUGUAAUACUAAGUUGGCCGUCUGUCAAGUUACAAAAUGGUAUCUUUCAAUCGCAGUUGGAGAUUGCCAACGAACCGAAUCUUGGAAAUUGGAGCAUAGGAGUGAGUAUUCCUGGAAAAGAUCAUUCACACCCGUUUCUAGUGGAUGACUAUAAGCUACCUAAACAUGACAUAAGAAUUAGUAGCCCCAAGGUAGCGACUCUCAACGACGACACGUUUCUAGUGGAUGUCGACGGUCGCUACAUAUUCGGAAAACCAAUCAAAGGAGAUAUAACUGUCACUGCCCAAGGUCAUCGGAAGCUCAACAUAACUUCCAGGUUUCAUGGUCUUUUAAGAGCUAAAUUUAAUAUUCGUGAGUUGUUUGGUUUUGAUGAAAGCGAAAAUCAUCAGUGGAUUCAAGUCGACGUCAGUCUACAGGAAAGGCAUUCAAAAAAGAUGUUACAUUCUACAAAAUCAUUCCAGAUCUUUAAGACCCGUCAUAUUAUCAACUUACAAAAAUCGUCGAAAUACUUAGUUCCCGGUCGGCCUUACAAUUGCUGGCUGCACAUAGGUUCUCCAGAUGGCAGGGAGCCAAACAUUGCUCCGAAUGAAAAAUUCUCUGUAAGCAUUGUUUACACUGGCAACAACCAGUUCACUCAAUCCGAGGAACUGAACGUCGAUACGUCCAAUAGAAAUACCAUUCCUAUGACGAUAAAUGUUCCAAUACUAGCGGCAGCUGCCGAAAUUGAUGUUACUUUCAAUGGAAGUGAGGCCCAUUUCUUGCUCGAGAAAGAUCGAAUAAAUGCUCCAGAUACUUUUCAAAUUUCACUUUUGUCCAAUGAUCAAGCGGUACUGGGACAAACAGUUUCCGUUCAAGUGCAAUCAUCGGUUCCUGUAAACCGUUUGACGUAUUAUGUGGCCUCGAAACAUCGAAUAAUUCAAAUUGAACAGAUCAAAACCAACAGCAGUACGGAUGUGACUUUUAAUGUACCAGUUACAGUUGAUAUGAUUCCUAAAGCAAGGAUAUCAGUUUUUUCUAUUCAGCAUAAUAUAUAUCUAAGUGACAGCAUUGAUUUAGAUGUACCCAAUUUGCCAAAUUCAAUCGCAUUAAGUCUCUCCGAGCAGAAAGUUACUCCGGGACAGAGAGUGAAAUUUAUUGUUCACUCUAAGGUUAAAUCUUCUGUAGGCUUGUUAGCAAUCGAUAACAGUGCAUUGUUACUUAACAACAAGGCUUUUUUGACAAAGGAUGUGGUAUUUAAUGAAUUGCUAAAUCACGCUACUGAUGAAGAGCCAGCUGCACAGAAUGAUGACUUCAUCAUAGACAGCAACGCCAAUCAACCGUUAACCGUAGCUGCUCGGUUUGGAGACUACACGGAAGACGAAGAAGAUUCUUACAUUCCUCCGCGAAAAACAUUUAUCGAAUCCUGGGCGUACCAUGAUAUGCAAGAAGUUGGAGCGGAUGGUCAGCUAACCCUGUGGGAUCUGGUCCCAGAUGCAAUUACCAAUUGGAGGAUAAGUGCCUUCGCUUUGAGUCCUAAGCAUGGGCUCGCCAUUCUAGACCAACCGGUCUCGCUGGAAGUGUUUAAACCCUUUUUCAUUCUUCUGAAUCUACCGAAAUCGAUCAAGAAAGGUGAAAUCGCCAUCAUCGAGGUAAGCGUAUUUAGUUACUUGGAUGAAACGAUGUACGUCGGUGUAACGUUGAAGAACAGUCGCCAGGAGUUCGAAUUCGUUGACAAUCGGGGUCGAAAGGAUGCAUCGUAUCAAGCGAAAAACAUUGUUCUUACACCCUAUUCUGUCACUGCUACCAAGUUCUACGUUAAGCCUAAAAAGUUGGGAGACAUUGUGCUAAAAGUAAUAGCCGAAUCGAGUGAGGCAUCCGACUCCGUCGAACGACUAGUACGUGUUACUCCGGAGAGUUUACCGUACGUCAAAACGGCUAAGCGCUACAUACAAGUUGAAAAUUCCACACAGGUGUUCAACAGAAUUGAACUGGAAAUUCCUCGCUAUUUGGAUGAAGGAUCGGAAAAUAUUAGCUUCUCAGUGAAUGGGAAUAUACUAGGAAACGGAGCCGAUAAUCUGGAUGAUCAGAUUCGUCUUCCAUCGGGAAGUGGGGAACAAAAUGCACUGAAAAUGGUUCCCAGCAUUAUCCUGCUUGAUUACAUAGCCAGUACGCGAGCCUUCGGCGAUGUGCUAAAAAAACGAGCAGAGAAAUUUUUGGAAAUCGGAUAUCAAAAUGAGCUCAAAUAUAAACGACCGGAUGGCUCGUUUAGCAUGUUCGGAAAAGAGGACAAAUUUGGAAGCGUUUUUCUGACUGCACUUGUGGCGAAGACUUUGCGGCAAGCUGCGGACUUUAUCACAAUCGAUAGUAGAAUAGUGGACCAAGCUUACGGUUGGCUUCAGCAAAAACAGACCAGAAAUGGUUCAUUCGUGGAAUUGGGUGCAGCACUCUCUGCUGCCAAGCACGGGUUGUCAGGUGCUCAUACCGACGAGCUGACGCUCACAGCUUAUGUUCUAAUCGCUUUCUUGGAAAAUGCGAAAACUGCUCAGAAAUAUAACACAGUUGUUGUCAAAGGAAUCUCGUAUCUAUCGAAAAAUUUCUUUAAUUUAGAUUCCAGUUAUACUCUCUCGUUGAUAUCAUAUGCUUUGGAGUUGGCAAACCACGAGUCGAAAAUCGACGCAUUGAAUGAACUGCUGAAAAAUUCCGCUGUUGAUCAUGAACGGCAGCUUCGAUGGUGGGAACCCGCAUCAAUGAGUAUUGAAACCACAGCCUAUGCCUUGCUUACUUACGUGAACGCUGGAAGCUACGUCGACUCAAAACCACUAAUGAAUUGGUUAACUAGAAAACUGUACUACAUGGGAACAAUUUACGAGAAUACUCAAACCACCUUCGUGGGCCUUCAGGCAUUGGCGGAAUAUGCCAAAAAAGUGUCACCCGUUCGAAACGAUUACAACGUCACCGUACGGUACGGUUCCCAAGAACAUUCAUCCAUUCACAUGAAUCCCUUAACAUCACAGAUGACUCAGAAAAUCGCAUUGCCUCCGAAGGUACGAGUUGUUGAUGUCAUAAUAAACGGAACCGGAACCGGAAUCUUUGAACUUUACUAUAGUUACUAUUCUAACAUUUUGAAUAUGAAGCCACGAUUUGACGUGACUGUGGAAACGCUCAACACCACCAAUGAUCAAUAUCUAGAUCUUACUGUUUGUGCAAAGUUUAAACCACGCGAGAAGUACGAGGAAACGGGAUUAGUGCUAAUGGAAGUUACCUUUCCCAGUGGCUAUAUCGCAUUGGACGAGUCGGUAGAAGAACUGGAGACAUCGUCAAUUGUGCAGAAAGUUGCAACCAAAAAUGGCGAAACAUCUCUAUUGUUGUAUUUCGAUUCACUUCCAAUUUACUUCCAGUGUUUAAAUGUAACCGGAUUCCGUGAAAGUCAAGUUCUUCAACAGAUCCCUGGCACGGUGAGAGCAUAUGACUUUUAUGAUAGCUCACGGAUAGCAGUAGCGUAUUUCAACCGGAAAUAGAUGGCAACGUGCCACAGUUGCAGUUGAAAUUAAUUGAAUGAAUAAAGAAUUAAAUACUUUGUAAAUAAUAGGCACAGAAAAAAGAAUUUACUGGUUACCAAUUCUCAAAAAGAAAAGAUUAAAUAACAGUCCCCGAUCUGACAAAGAUAACAACAAAUUUCCAAAUCUCGAUUUAUUAUUCAUCAAUGUAUUGUCCUGCAGUUUUCUGUUUAUUUAUACGACACGGCUUAAGAUUCUUAAAGCUAAACAGUUUGAAUAUUUCAAGUAUACAUGAAAUCACUGCAAUGUUUCUUGAUGCUGGGUCUCUUCGAUACUCUUUUCCUUCAGGGAGAGGAAGUCUAUUUGCAUCUAGCGAGGCUUGGGGGGAUGUUGCUUCACCUAUAGCCACUUCGUCCAUUGAUUCGUCGACGUUGUUUUUAUUAUUGUUGUUGUAAGUAUCGUUAUAAGUUGUUUUUUUACCAUUCUCACAUAAAAAUGCUAUGCAAUCACUGUGAAAACCGACUUUUGAAACGAGGCCUUGAGGGUCGCCUGUCAUAUACCAUUAGGUUGAGUUCGUCGAGUACGCAAAAUGUGUGUGCACUUGAGCUCUCGGCUCCGAAAGUACCGGAAAUAGUGGUCGAAAACUGAAAAACGGAACUCUCUUCAUUUUCACACAGACAGUUGAGUCAAUUUUCACGAACUAAGACUCAAAUAAAAGCGUAUGCGUAUAUAAAAAUAGACUACUUUUGACUUUUGAUCGUAUCUGACUUCCGGUUCCGGAACAACAAAGUAAAGUGUUUAAAAUUUUAAACCCUGAUUAAGAACGAAAAUGCAAAAAAAUGAAGAAAUAUCAUUAAGGGUCAAAACUGUUAAAAAUUAAAAAGGUUAUGCUAGUGUAUGUCCAAAAAAAACUUUUUAGAUCUUAUUCAAGAUACAAAGUUACCUUUCAUGCAGCCCACCUGGGUUUGAUUCCCAACCCCGAACAUAGGGUCAAAAGUUUUUUUUUUGGCACGAAGAGGCGAACGACUUUAGUGUUAAAACUUCUAUAAUGAAGAAAAAGAUUCGGAAAAGAGGUGUUUCCGAGAUCGAAUGUUCACUUUUUGAAGCUAAGGAGUGUAUCGAAAAUAAGCUAUCCACAAUUUUUUCUUUCAAAUUUUGAUGAAAAACGAUAUUUUAUUCAAACUAAAAAUUGAUCCUUUAUUGUACGAGGUUAAACUUGAGCAUAAUGAAAACCGUAUUAAAUUUAAGUUAUUUCUUCACGAAUUUUCGAACUUUUGAUCGAACGCUCUUCAUCAAGUUCCGGACAAGUGUUGCAUCGCAUUUUUUGGACGCUUGAGCCCGAAUUUUUUUGAACUCCUGCAUGUUCCCAGCUGCCUUGCCAGUCUUCUUGAAGACCCUCUCCACGAUUGCCCAGUAACGUUCGAUGGGUCGAAGCUGAGGGCAAUUUGGUGGAUUGAUAUUUUUCUCAACCAAAUUUAUACCUUUUUCCGCAAGCCAAUUGAGAGUGGUUUUGGCAUAGUGAGCCGACGUUAAAUCCGGCCAAAACAGUGGAGGUGUACUUCUUAUAUAAAGUCAGCAAUCUCUUCUGGAGUCACUAAGAUCAAUAGAUUUCUGCAUUUAUAGUUCCGGUAGUGUAAAAAAUGGUUGACUUCAAACCACAGGAACAUAUUGCUGGCCAUACCAGUACCUUUCGACCGAAUUUCUCCACUUGAAUCGGCCUGUCCGCAUCGCUCACAUCCUUCCCAACGACGACAGUAAAGUAUUGUGGACCUGGAUGGGUUUUUGAAUCCUCCUUUACAUAAGUCUCAUCGUCUAUCAAAACGCAUGCAUCCGGACACUGCAAAAGACGCGAAUACAAUUUCCGGGCCCUUGUUGCUGCUCUUUUCUUCUGUUCUACACUUUGUUUCGAGAUUUUCUGCUUCUUGUAGGUCUUCAGGUGAUUUCACCUCUUGAAACGCUUGUCAUUCCGACACUCGUUCCUGCUUUUUUCCCAAACCAAAUUCUUUUCCAUCGAAUUGGUUAUCGGCGAUUGUGACAUAUCGUUUAAAAAAAAUUAUUAUUUACUCGUAAACAUGGCUAAACACUGCUCCCCUCCCCCUCCCAGCGGUUCUGCCGAAAGCACCAGAAACAAUGAUCUAAAACUCCAAAAUUGAGCUUAUUUUCUUAUAGAUGAAUUAGUAAUGGAUUUUCACUAACUUUAGUUCUAAUGCAAGCUUUUUCGGUUCCAUGGACUGUUAUUGAUUCCCAUCUUAUUUCUACUUCUGGUUCCGUAAAUACAGAGUGAAGUAAGCUUCAAAUUUAAAGCUUCAAACCGUCAUCUAUAAAGCAAAACAGGAAAAAAAUCUUCUAAAGUUGACCUAAAACUGUAUUAAUUUGUAGGUAGGUGCUAGGAACGAUGUAAAAUACCUGGUGAUCACGUUUUUCUAUGUGUUAGUGCGGUUGUCAUUUUAUUUUGGAAUAACAGAGAGACGUGAAGAAGAAAAACAUAAACAAAUGACGUUUCGGGAGUUGCUUUUAUGAAAAUAUUUAGAGUUGAUUCUGUUUGCGAAAAUAUUGACAGUGAAAUGCGGUGUUUUGUUCCGGGAUGUUUCAAUCGUUUUCAUCACCUGCAUUUGAAAUGCCACCAACAGCACAAUCACUCCAUUAUCUAUAAUAACUGUAAUAGAUACCACAGUACGAUCCGCCAAAUCCUUCCUCCAACGAAAUGAACAGAAUCGGAUGUGUGUAAAAUUUUCUAUAUUUCGACGUUACCUUGCAAGCCCUUGAAGAUAAAAUGUUCAGAUUUUCAAUAAGUGCCAAAGAUUCGCAAGGCUGCGCGACAACUGGGGUAACUUAGAAGUGAAAUCCCGAUCUGAACUGGUCGUUCGUUUAUGUUUACAUGCUUGAAUCCCGGCGCGCCAUACUUAAUUUCGUGAGAAAAUUACCAACACAACCAAACCUGUCUUACCACGCCACCAGUGUAUUUUACGUCGUGGGUGCUAGGUCACACAGGAACCAACUUGCCACACAGCGAAAUUUUCGACGUCAUCUCAAGUGAGGUGAUGCCAACCAGAAGAAAGAAGAAGAAGAAUCUUUUGUAUUUCAUGACCAUUUAUCAAGAACAGAAUUAGAUCAUACGUGUGCCAAUGUUAGGGAAAAGUAGUAACGAUGAAUUUAGUCACAAGAACAGUCCCUGGUUUGAAAUGUAACCAUAUCUGCUUUUAUGCCGUCCUUGUGAAAGAGACUGAAUGUGUUGAAAACUGAAAGAAGAAAAAACCGGUCUAAUAUUUUGUCUAAUUAUCAUGAAUAAUUUAUGAUGCAGCAUGCUAAGUAUUCAGUUGGGUAAUUUUUGGCAAGAUACCAACAAAGAAAAAAUUAGUGCAAAAUGGAAUGAAAAACUUGAGACAAACUUUCCCGGCAGCAGUCAUGCUACUGAAUAAUAAUUGAGUAUGGUAGAGUUUUUAUUGCAUCCAAAUAGCGUAUGGAUUUUUUUUUGAGGACUGUUUUCAUUUAAGGAAGUGGACACCUGUUUAUCAAUGGUUAAAGGUUAAAACCUGAUGAAAAAUCGCUUGAUGUUUAAAAAGAUUGUUUACUUUAGCGACACAGCAGAAAAAUCGAAAAAAGUGAGAAAUUUCGGACGAUGGGUCGGGUUAGCUUGGAAAUUUUUUUCUCGGGUAAUAUUUUAAAUUUCUGUAUAAGCAAGUGGAGUUUACUAUUAUUAUUGGGUUGCAUAAAUAGUGCAAACUUUGCGUCUUCUUAGGAGUUUAAAUUGAACUGCUAGGCGGAGAUGGAAGUUCAAUUUGAACUACUUUAAGCACUGACGAUCCGAAGGCGAAACGCAGAAAAAUUGAACCAUAAUCGUUUUUCCGCUAACAUUGUUGUAUAAAAGACGAAACAUUUAACUAUGUAGUUCAAUGAUUAUCAUCAGAUACAAGUUUGCCCAAACAAAAAAACAAGUGAGCUUUGUUUUUGUGUUUUUCAAAACAUUUUAGUUUGUUCAUUCAGUUCAUUUGAAUUUAUAAUUGUUAUAACAUAUUUUGUAAUGUAUAAUAUUUAUAUACAGAAGACGCAACCCAAUAGCGUUGAAAUGUUGCACAGUGGGGAAAAAAGGUUUAAAAAACGCGAAGACUUUUUAUGAGGCAUAAUACAGCUGACUCC